Messenger RNA from Emericellopsis cladophorae, 1008 nucleotides. RefSeq names its product Exosome complex component-like protein. Gene Ontology annotation, biological process: TRAMP-dependent tRNA surveillance pathway; U1 snRNA 3'-end processing; exonucleolytic trimming to generate mature 3'-end of 5.8S rRNA from tricistronic rRNA transcript (SSU-rRNA, 5.8S rRNA, LSU-rRNA). The record is from RefSeq and is a predicted model, not a curated record. Gene Ontology annotation, cellular component: nuclear exosome (RNase complex); cytoplasmic exosome (RNase complex). Bases 1 to 1008 code for a protein of 335 amino acids. Lineage: Eukaryota; Fungi; Ascomycota; Sordariomycetes; Hypocreales; Bionectriaceae. The transcript has a single exon.
AUGGCACCCGCCGUCGGUCUCUCGAGAAACACUUUUGCCAAGGUCUCCCCUCAUCCUUAUUUGCUCGCCAAUCUCGACCCGCCCGUGGGGACUACCCACGCUCCUUCUCGCAGCAAUGGGCGCUCGCCAAACCAAGUCCGCACACCCUCUGUCAACCUAGCCAGCUUGAGCCAUGCCCACGGCAGCGCCGUCGUACGCAUGGGGGACACCACAGUGAUCUGUGGUGUGCGAGGCGAGACCAUUCUCACGUCGCAAAUCCCCAACUAUCGCGCCGACAACACCGAGACCGAGCUCAAGGACUACGACCUACUCGUGCCCAACAUCGAGCUCGCUACAGGAUCAGCGCCCCAAUUCAUGCCCGGCGGCCCUCCGACAACUCUUGCACAGACACUGAGCACACGCGUGUACUCCCUCUUGCACAGCUCCAAGAUCCUGAACCCAGAUGAUCUACGGAUAUGGUACGACAGACCGAGCGAUGCGAUCCCAGUCGAUGACGAUGCCAUGGAUCAGGAUCAACCGACGGAGCGGGUGGUUGUGGCAUACUGGGUGCUGUACAUUGACAUUUACUUCAUCUCGUUCGACGGAAACCCGUUUGACGCUGCAUGGGCGGCUACACUGGCCGCACUGAAAGACACCAAGGUCCCACAAGCACGCUUCGACCCAGACAAGGAGGCCGUCGUCUGCUCAAGGAGGAGUCCGAGGCCACUGAGCAUCACAGGCAACCCGAUUGCCUGCACAGCGGUGGUAUUUACUGGAAGAGAAACGGAUCGGCCCACAGAGGGACGGUAUUGGUUAUUGGUCGACCCUGAUGCCUCGGAAGAGGCACUGUGCGAUGAGAGUUUGACCAUUGUGGUGGAUUGUACUGAUGGUGUCACCAAGUUCGUCACAAUGUCGAAGCACGGUGGAGCUAACCUGUCCAGCAAGAUUCUCACCUCAAAGGACAUGCUACAGUGGACGUCGGCAAGGUGGAAGGGCUUUGCAGACGCCAUAGCAGCAGGGCAGUCAUAG